Molecule: messenger RNA, 438 nt
Organism: Orbicella faveolata
Lineage: Eukaryota; Metazoa; Cnidaria; Anthozoa; Scleractinia; Merulinidae
Product: protein phosphatase 1 regulatory subunit 27-like
Molecular function (GO): protein binding
Source: RefSeq, a predicted model, not a curated record
AUGGAUCGCAGAGUGAAAUUCCCUCAUGACUUAGUGUUUCACGACAUGGUCAAAGAUGGCGACCCUUCUGAGAUGUGCCAGUUUUUGAAACGCCCCAGCGUGGAUCCAGAACUGUUAGUAAACACAGAAGGCGGUAAAAGCAACCCGGCUUUUCAUCAGCUUGUUAAGGACGGAAACUUAAAAUGCAUUCGAAUGUUGGUCACCCUUGGAGCCGAUGUGAACAUGAAAGAUGAAGAAGGUAGUACGUCGCUUCAUCACAGCGUGCGAGCUGGUAACAUUGCUGUAACGAAGUUUCUUCUCCGAAGCGGAGCGAAUCCAGACAUAAGCAACGCCAGUGGCGAAUUCCCCGUCGAUUUAACUGACGACUUUGACUUAAUCGAGAUGUUAGUGAAGUAUUCGCCGGAGGAAAGAAGAAAGAGCUUGGCUCCUACCAAAUAA